UGGUCAUCAAAUACGUCGAUUUCAAUUUUUUAUGAUAGAUGUCCAUUUAAAUCCUAUAUAUUAAUAUUUAAAAGUAACAAGAGGUUGGGAACAAGAUGGCGGCGGGAUCUCUAUUGUCGCCACUGUAUGUAAAGGUUUAUUUAGCCACUGUACUCUAAAUAAAUGUGAACAGUGUUAAAAAGUAACGUCAACUGAAUGCAACUGUAUAGUGACUCCGUAGUCUAUAGAAAAUCGUUUCCCCCCAAGCCAAUUAGUUCCAGUUUCCACUACCAUUUUUACUUUAUUUUUAAUGAAUUAAAAAUAAUUAAAACCAAAAAAGAAACCGUUUGCGCUAUCAGUGUUAGCUUGCGAGAACGCUCGCGCAGUUCUACAAUAUAUUUGUUCCUUGAUCAACUCGUAAGACGUUCAAAAGUAAAUGCAAAUUUGUGUCAUAAAUAAAUAAUCAAAAAUUUAAUUGAGGCUUUGUUUUGAUCUGGAAACUUAAAUUAAUCUUGUUGGCGGGUUUAUUUAGAAAUUUAUUAUGAAUACAGAUUCGGAAAAGGAACAUUCACCUCAAAAGCAACUCAGUGUAAUUGAUAAUAGGUCAUGUACCAAGCCUGCAACCAGAAUCUGGUUCAAAGGUGUACGAAGUUCCAAGUUUCGUCACGUUUACGGCGAACCUGCCAAAAGGGACAAAUGCUACGAAAACAUUCAGAUCACGAAAAACGCUCACGAUUCCCAAUUUUGUGCGGUGAAUCCUAAAUUUUUGGCAGUAGUCACCGAAGUGGCCGGCGGAGGCGCGUUCAUUGUAGUACCCAUCAAUUGUACUGGAAGAUUGGAUUUCAAUGCUAGCAGAGUGACAGGACAUUCGGGACCGAUUUUGGAUAUUAAAUGGAACCCGUUUAAUGACAAUGUAAUUGCUUCUUGCUCAGACGAUUGUACAAUCAAGCUAUGGCACAUUCCUGAUGCUGGUCUAGCGGUCCAUCUCAAUGAUUGGUUGGUUGAACUGCAAGGGCACAAACGAAGAGUGGCAUACAUUGAAUGGCACCCGACAGCCGAAAAUAUACUUUUCAGCGCUGGAUUUGAUCAUUUGGUUAUUGUUUGGGACAUUGAAAAGGGAGAAGCGGUUAACGUAAUAGAUUGCCACAGGGACGCCAUCCAUUCCAUGUCAUUGAACCGAGAUGGUAGUUUGCUGGCGACAACUUGCAAAGAUAAAAAGUUACGAGUUAUCGAACCUAGAAGCGGUAUUGUCAAAUCUGAAGGCAUAUGCCAUGAAGGUUCCAAAGCUAGCAAAGUUGUGUUUUUGGGUUCCACUGGGCGACUUUUAACUACUGGUUUUUCGAGGCACUCUGAUAGAAGAUAUGCCGUUUGGGACGAAAAUAACAUCUCCAAGCCACUGUUCUCCGACACAAUUGAUAGUUCAUCGGGAAUAGUGUUUCCAUUUUACGAUCCUGACACCAACAUCGUAUUUUUGGCGGGAAAAGGUGACGGGAAUAUUCGAUUUUAUGAAGUUUCUGACGAACCUCCCUAUAUUCAUUAUCUCAGCCAAGUUAUCUCUGGAAAUCCACAGAGAGGAUUAGGUGUCAUGCCAAAACGAGGUCUCAACACGUCCCAAUGCGAAAUUUACCGUUUCUAUAAGCUACACGCUACCAAAGGGCUCUGCGAGCCAAUCAGUAUGGUGGUACCAAGAAAAAGCGAUCAGUUCCAUGAGGAUUUAUAUCCAGACACUGCCGCCUCUAAACCAUCUUUAACUGCUCAGGAGUGGAUCAAGGGCGCUAACGCACCUCCUAUAUUGUUUUCCAUGAAAACAGGACAAAGUCUGGCAUUGGAUAUCCAAGCGAUAAAACAACGCAAAUUUUUGGUUGCUAAAUCCAAAGAGGCCCCAGUUGUCGAUAACAACAAGCGAAAGUUUCAGUUUUUAUCAACAGAAACUGUUCCAGACUACAGAUCGAAAGAUGUUCAAGAUGAAAAAUCCAAAAAGACUACAACCAAUCAAACAACGAAGUUCCAGCAAUUGCAACAGAGAUGGUCCACUACUAUUGAGGCUCCUGUCAAAGACAUUCCGCUUUUUAAGGAAAUCAAUAGUUUAGGAGAUAAUAUACUUACUGAACAUGAUCUGAGAUUGGCUUAUCAAUUGCAAUCGGACGAAAUAAGAAAACUGAAAAAACAACUUGCCAACAGCGAGCAACGAGUAAAAGAGUUGGAGGAACAAAUGAGAAGAGUAAUUAUUGCAAAAUAAAAGGAUUGCUAAAAUAAAGUAGCAACAUAUUGUAUUACACUAUAGUUUAGCUAUAAUGUGAUUUAGCUAUAAUAGUUUUUACAAAGUAACUAUGUAUUUUUCACAUAUUACAUUUGAAUUAUGCUUAUUGUGCAUCGAUAUUGUGUGCAAUUUAAAGGUAAUAAUUAAUUUAUGAUUGCUCAGUAAAAAUUUUUACUAUUAUAUUAUGACAAAUCCAGUUUUGUUUUUUAUUAAUUUAAUUAUUAUAAUUUGUUAUUUGUAUUUUUUCAAUCUACAUUAAGCUGUUGUGUUACCAAAAAAAUCUCUGCGAUUUAUUUUUAGGUGCUUUAAUUUGAUAAUUUUUGUCCAUUUCAAAGUCAAGAUCUGCUAUGUUUUCUAAUAAAAGUGUGAAGUAAGCAGUUUUACUAAAACCACUGAUUUGAGUACUUUUCUGUCAAUAUUUUACUUUCAUUUGGAUAUACAUACUAUGUGCUGUGUAUCUACCUGAAUUUUGUUUCUCUGUUUUUCAACACAGAAAUUUCUCUCAAUCAAUAGUUUAAGAUUCCAUGUCAUUGCUCUGCCAUGGGAGUAAUUUUAGUAAAACUUCUUGCAGGAGGCAAAAGUUGACUUUUUAAAAAAAUAAUUGUGGUUUAUACAAUCUUCAAAAAUAUUGGUAAAUGAUAAUAAUUAGCAAAAUAUUUUCUCGGAUAUAUUUGUUUUUCAAUUUUCUAAACUAGUCAAAAUGAUUAUUGAUUUUGAUCAGAGGCCCUAUUGACUUUUUUUAUGUAAUUUUUGAUAUUGUUAUUUACUUAUACUUUUUUAUAUACAGUUACUACAAAACAGUCAUUGUUUUGAAAAGACAUUAUUUUACAAAGUAACACAGAUAAAUCAUGAACUUGAUGGAAUUCAGUAGUUGCAAUAAUAAUUAGGUAUUUUAUUCACAUGUCAUUUAUUAUUUGAAAUAUGUAUGUAUUCCGAAAACUUUAUGAUUAUUUUGUAGUAACUUAGUACUUAGUCUUAGUAGUACCUUACCUACUGGAUAUUUUCAUUCCGUUUUUGUUUCAAAAUCAUUCCAAUUGGUCUCCAAAUUAGGACGCACAAAAUUGUAUCUUUUUCUUGGCUGAAAAAAUCUUAAUCUUUAUCUCGAUUGCUAAUUUUCUUUUAAUGUUUAACUUUUAGGUUAAAAAGACAGUAUUAUUGUAGUGAGUAAUAUUUUUCUACACUUAUAAAAAUUCUAAACAAGCUUUGAAGCUUUAAUAGCUUUUUGCCAAAAUUAUUGUGAACAUAUUUUUGUAGUUUAUGGAACGAAUGAAAAUAUAUUGAUUAUCAAGCAGA
Messenger RNA from Ceutorhynchus assimilis (cabbage seed weevil), 3532 nucleotides. Lineage: Eukaryota; Metazoa; Arthropoda; Insecta; Coleoptera; Curculionidae. The record is from the annotation of a GenBank genome assembly.